GAACGGAAUAGCGCUAUAUUCCAGUAGUACGCUACAUCUGGGCUCACCUUAUUCAAUGUCAGUACGUAUAGAAAAGACACCCUUUACAAAUUGCAAUGAGAAUCUUAUUCAGAGUCACGAAUUCGAUGAAGAGUCUCAGAAAAAUGAAGAUAGUCGCAAAUCUAUAGAAGUUGCCGAGUAUUUACUGGAUAAAAAGCUCUUUUUGUCUGCUCUCGAGUACUAUUUUGAACAGUUGGAGCGUGGUAAAAGUAUAAAGCUUUUGCAUGAGUUCUUCACUAGUCCAAAUUUUGUUGAAAAUUUGAACUUAUCUUCUGUGGAGUCAUCCAGUUUGUUGAUGGGGAAAUAUCCAAGCCUAUCCUCUUUGGAUUCGUCAGAUAUUGGACGGAUAUCAGAUGAUGGGAAUACACUUGAAGAAAAACUAAAAGUACUUGAAUAUGAGUUGCGCAAAAAGAAUGAUGAAAUAAGUUCAUUACGGAAUGAGUUAACCAGUUUGGUAGCAUGCGGAUAUAAAGGUGAUGUACAAUAUUCACAAACUUCAGAUUCUAUUUUGAAUAAUCAUUUUCGGUCGAAUUUUAACAAUGGUACUCAAAAAACGCUACCUCAUGAACUACGUGCAAUAUCAUUUUUAAUUAAUGAAUAUUUUUUGGAACAAAAUUUUCGUUUAACUGCAAUACAAUUUGCUGAAGAAGUAGAAGAACAUGGUCUGCAUAGUCUGGAAUCAUGGCAUGAAGUUGCAAUAAAUUUACGGAAACCUCCAAGCUUAUUAUCUUUACUCAGGUUAUAUUGGAAUCCUUCGUCUGUAUCACAAUCACAAAUUUCAUCAAAUCGAGAUGUACCAAAUUGUAAAUUUUGUGAAGUUGCUGUUCAGACUGAAUCUGAUCAAAAUGUUUAUACUGUUACAGCUGGUUUUAAUGAAUAUUCCUCAAUAGAAAUUCAAGCAAAAAAUGAGGAGAUUUCAUCGUUAAAAUCGAAAAUCAAUCACUUAGAAUUACAGUAUUCAACUGCUUCACAAAACACCAGGGAUUUACGUAAUCAACUUAUUUGUCUUAAACGUGAACACAUUGAAAUGAUAGAUAAAACAUUAUCAAAUAAAUACACUACUACGACAAAUGCAAACACCACUGUGAUAAAGGUGAGUGAUUCAGAUGACGAAUGCAAUAACCAAUCAAGCCUAAGUGACAAUGACAGUGUUUCAUAUUCAUCUCCUGGAAAAUUUGGUUUUACUGAUCGAACUAAUAAAUCUUGUCGUAAACUAUCCAAAGAGUUUUCUAGAUAUAUUGCUCAUUUAUUACCGGAUGAUGACCUAAUGUUAAAUGAAAUUAACCAUAAUUUUCACUUAACCGAUUCAUUAGACGAAUUUGUCACAUUUUUAGCUCAAUAUGUUGAAAAGAUUUUACCAUACUUAGUUGAUAAAGGCAAAUUAAUUUUUCUCCCCUUAUUAGUUCAAAUUAUUUGUUUACAUUCCAAUCCAUCGGUACGUGAUCAAUUUCUCUGCCUAUUAUUUGAUUUCCUUUCAACUACUUCGUCCCCUACCUUAUCACCUCAAUCAUCAUUAUUGUCAAUUGAGCAUAAAAUGUAUGUGGAUCAUAUGAAUCCAUCUAGCCUAAUUAAAAUGAAUACUGGUUGUGAUUCAGUUGGUCGCAUAAAUCAUGAUGAAUUCUCUAAGCAUAUAUUAAAUGCUUUACGAUUAUUAGCUUCAUAUUUAGGUCCUGCUCGAUUGGAAGGUGAACUGUUACCGGGAUUAUGGUUACAAAUAAAUAAAUGUCCAAUUUCUGAUCUAUCCAGAAGGCUUCUUUUAGUGUCGGCCUGCGGUGUAAUCGCUCCUCACCUUCCGUCGCAUUUACAAUCUUCCAUAAUGUUAUGUAUCAUGGAAUCCAGCCUGGAUGAAGAACGUAAUCCAACAGUACUGGCAGCUAGUAUACGUUCUCUGUCAUGUCUAAUUAGUUCAAUGUCGGAUUCUUAUAAAUUGCCACAAAUUAUACGUCGACUUAAUUCAUUUCUUAUACAAACUGCAAAUAUAUUCAAUGAUCCGCAACAGUUGAAACUGUUUUAUUUAUCAAAUAAGAAUUCAUCAUCAUCGGGAACAACAACGACAACGGUGCAAUCAUUAUCUAAUCUCAUAUAUAAUACUACUAUGAAUUAUUUCUUAUCAUCUAUAGCUCAAUGGUGUUUAGAAUUAGACUCGAUUCAACAAGUUCUACUUGAUCCAUGGUUAAUUCAUUUCGAUAAUUAUAUUUUAGCACGUCAAAAUACUAAAGAUGAGGUCGCACCUGAUAUGGUAUUGCUUUAUUUAAAUACUCUAUAUUAUUUAGCACCAUUUCUUCAUGCUUGGUUAUUAUUAUCAUUAAUAAAAAAAUCAAGUCCUGAUGAAAGUUUAUGGUUGUCUAUGCGAAAUCUACUUCAUGCUUAUCGUAAUUCAACUUCAGAAUUUGAACAUCUUUUGAGAAAGAAUUUCACAUUUAAAGAGCCUGACCUAGUCAAAUCUUCUCCCACUAAUACUGCCACCACCAUUACCAACAUCAACACCACAUUGGAUUUCAUUGAUACUUCAAUAAUUCUUGGACAAGAUAGCUUUGAAAUAUUAUCAGAAAUGAUGAAAUAUAUAUGUAAGUCAGACUUGUCAAUGUCAACCAUACCAUCAACAUUAUCAUCAAAUCAAACUGGUGAUUUGGAACAUUCAUUUCACUCUAGUCAUAUAUGUCAAAUCGAUAAAUGGAUAGCAAAACAAUGGUUUGAUAAACAUUUAAUCUGUAAAUUAAUUGACUUGCUGGAACAAUUACCUUAUUGUAAUAAUGGUGAUGUUUGUUUAAAAAUGAAAUCAUUUCUUGACUUGGAUUAUGCUAAUGGUUGUUUUGAUGAUGUAAUUAAACAUCAAUUUGAUGAAUAUUUCGCUUAUCCAUGCACAGAAACAUUACAAUCGAAUAAUUUUAAAGUAGCUUUUUCAGUAUGUCGAUUUCUUGUUUCAAUUGGUAAUGCAUUGAAAUCAGAUGGUGUGUCAAAACUAAUUGCACCACAUUUUAAAGUCAAACUAAUGAAACAAACAGAACAUGGAAAUUAUGAAUAUGAUCACAGUUCUAUGCAAACUGGACUUUUAGCUGGUUAUUGCUGUUUGCUCUCUUCUACACAAUCUAAAUCAGAAAUAGGUCAAGUAAGAAUGCUGUUGACAAGUGCUAUAUUUUUACAUGCACGUGAGGGUUUCCCACUUCAUUGUAUUAAUUUAACGGCUUGGUGUCUUUGUUUAACUACGAAUUUAGAUAUUGCUGUACAAGAAAUUUUACUUCCAGCAAUACGGCCAUGUUUAAGUUGCGCUGAUAGUUCAGUUCGUCGAGCAGUAGCUAAUCUACUUCAUGGAUUAAUUGAAAUUCUACGAUUUAUCAGUGGAUCGUAUAGUAAUAAUGAUAUCUCACAUACGAGUACAACAACGUCAACAUUCACAACACAUAAUGACAUUUGCAAAUCAAAUUUAUUAGGAUUAAUAUGGCCAUUUAUUAGUCAAGUGACUAGAGAUGAUUUAACUGGUCAACGUAAACGUAUUACACCGGAUCAAGCUGAUUGGAGUGUGUUAUGUUGUUCACUUGGUCCAUUGUACAGUUUCAUCAUGUUAAUAUGUGUACCAUUUCUAAAUUCGACUUUGUCUUCUUCCUCUGCUACUAUUGUUGCUGGUGGUGGUGAUCCUUCUGGAGGCUCUAAAAUAGAAAAUAUUCCUUCUUCUUCUACAACAACAAUGGAUACAACUUCAGCUUCAACAACAGAUACAUUAACAAACAACACAUUUAAUGAAUAUGCUAAUUAUCGUAUUAUGGCAUUUGAUUUACUUAGUUUACAAUAUGAUUUGGUUGUUGGUCGAACGAAUUCCAAUGAGCAACUUAAUUCUAAUGUACAAAAUACAGGCAUAGAUUAUACAAUGGAUCGAUUGAUAAUUUCACAACGUCGAUUUUGGAAUACAUUAGUUAAUAAUCUUCUAGAUUUAACUAAUCGUCUUCUUCCGAUAUGUGGUGAGAAUUUUCAACAAAAUAAUAUAUUACCAUGGCUUUUUAAUUUAGCUGAAAUGAAUAAUUCUUUGCCAAGUUUAGAAAUACGUGUUGAAUUAGCUAAUCAUUUGUUCACAGUUCUUUCGACAGCUGCAUAUUCUGUACAAAAUGAAAAAAGUUUACUUCAGUGGUUAGUUCCAGGUUUAGAUCGUGUACGUUUAGAUUUAAUUGAAAGUGGAGAUAAUCGUCGUGUUCGUGAAGUAGAACAAUUCUUAUCUGAUUUAUACUCGAAUCUUCGAUUAAAUGAUCAAGGACGUUCUUCCAAUUCGAACUCAUCUGCCGGUAUACGUACUAGUGUAUCCAACCGUUGGACUAAACUAACUUCAUUCAAUAAUUCCAAUAAUAAUAAUACUGUGAGUAGUACUAGUCACAGUACUGACAGUCAUAGUACUACUACGAACACUAAUACUACCAAUACUUUUAAUACUUCUAACAAUGGAAUAAGUGUUCCUUCAGCAUUCAACACUACUUUAGAUACUAGUCAUAACUCACCACCAGAAAUUGAAAUAAAAAAAUCUCAAUCUCGAACAAAAAAUUUACGUUUCAAUUUUCGUCGACAUUAGUAAUAUUAAUCAUAAUAAUAAUGAUCAUUUUAUCACAAUCUACACAUGAUACACAGUUUGUUUGUUUUUCCUUCUUUUAUUUCCUUUCAAUUAAUGGGGUAACAUUCCAAGAUUCUGUAAUUUAUGUGAUUAUCAGAGGAAUAAAACAUACAUCAUUUUUGAACCUACUUUUAUGUUUUGGAACAAUGUUAUUUUCUUAUGAUCUGUACUCAUUACCAUUAUUUAUUAUUAUUAUUAUUAUGUAUUUUUAUUUAUAUUUAUGAUUGACUUGUAAUUUAUCUUCUUUGUAAACAUGAACAUCAAGUAUUUUACAAAUGAUACAACAUAAUUCUAAGUGAGUGUUUUCAUUGAUAUAUAUCUGUCUUGAACAAUAUCGACAAAUAUGGUAAUAAUCGGUGGUUGGCGUUCUUGAUUUUUGGAUCAUCUAUUCAUCGUAAGAUUGUUAUUACUGUAACUGAUAUGGGUAUUAUUGACUUUAUUAUUGUAAUUUAUAUAUAUAUAUAUAUAUAUCCCUAAAACCAAUAUGCCUUAACAUAUCAGCUAGGCUGUGUUUUGUUUGUUUGUUUUACGAGUGAUAUUUUAAAUGUUUUUCUUUUGUUUUUAUCUCGAAUGUUAAUCUCCCUUCUUUUUCUCUUACUUAUUUACUGAUUAAUGUUUCUCGUUAAAAGUUGAGUUUUGUAAAUUUCAUGUUUUGUCCUGUUUUUUUCUAAAGAACCGUUUUCAUAUGUUUAUAAUUGAAUAAAAAAAGAGAACGAUCAAACCUCUUAGUGAUUAUUUUAUGUUUAUUUUACGAUUCUUAUAAAAAUCAAAAUAGCAACUCUACAAUUUUGUUUUUGUACACAAUCAUAACAAAUUCACUUUUUCUAUUAUUAUUAUUUUUGAACACUUUAAAAUGUUACUGUAUAAAAUUGAUGUUUUUAAGUAAUGUAUGUACGAAUGCUUAAUUGUUUUUGGUUUUUA
Molecule: messenger RNA, 5554 nt
Organism: Schistosoma curassoni
Lineage: Eukaryota; Metazoa; Platyhelminthes; Trematoda; Strigeidida; Schistosomatidae
Source: the annotation of a GenBank genome assembly